AUGGUCGUCAAAACUGCUGCCCUCGCUACGCUCCUGGCCGUGACUGCGUCCGCUUGGACAGUGCCAUCGAAUCUCCAAACAUUUUAUAACAAUGUCAAGAACGGAGGUUGUAAGUCCUAUGCCGGUGGCAAGAGCAAUCUGAACGAUGGCCAGGGCCACUCCGGUUUCGGCUUCUGCACCGAUACCGCCAAUGUAGUCUACCUCACAGGAAAGAAUUCUCUGGGAGACAUGGACAUCGACUGCGAUGGUGCCUCAAACUGUGGCGGCCUUAGUGGUGACUGGCAAGCCGGAACGUCGUUCGACGACAUUCUAGUUAGCAAAAAAUAUGGGGUCAAGACCCUCGACGCUAGCAUUCACCAAUUCUCCGUCUUGGGAACAUGCAACUUGAACUUAGAGGGCCUCAUUAGUCCUCUUGCCUUAGUAGCUGUUGUUUGCAAUAACCAACUCUUCUACUCAGUCUGGGGAGAUACCAAUGGUUGCGAUGACAAUAACUUCACUGGCGAGGCCUCUAUCUCGCUAGCACAGCUCUGCUUCCCUAACGAAGGCCUAAAUGGCAACAAGGGUCACACAGCACACGAUGUUCUCUACCUCGCCUUCACUGGAUCCGAUGCCGUCGUCGGCCCCAGCAACGCCAACUGGAAGACAAAGUCUGCAUCAGACUUCCAGAACAGUCUGAAGACAUUUGGUGACAGUAUCCUCACGAAGAAAUUCGGCAGCACUGUUCCACCCACGAACCCAGGAAACCCUGGAAGCGGCACUUGUGAAUGGGUUGGUCAUUGCGCCGGCGCAACUUGCAAGACUAACGACGAUUGCGACGGCGACUUGGAGUGCAAGAGUGGGGUAUGCGGUGGAUCCAGCGGAGGCACUACUCCUCCCCCAGCCACCUGCUCUUGGGCUGGUCAUUGCGCUGGUGCUAGCUGCAAAUCCCAUGACGAUUGCUCUGACGAUCUAACAUGCAAGAAUGGCAAAUGCGCUACCUAA
Molecule: messenger RNA, 981 nt
Organism: Orbilia oligospora ATCC 24927
Lineage: Eukaryota; Fungi; Ascomycota; Orbiliomycetes; Orbiliales; Orbiliaceae
Exons: 2
Coding region: 1-981 (326 amino acids)
Molecular function (GO): chitosanase activity
Source: RefSeq, a predicted model, not a curated record